AUGGAGAAUAAUAUGACGGAAGAAAAAAAUCAAGAAAACAAACAAAAUAUGGAGUAUUCAGAAGAAAAUGAAUGCAAGAUCAAGAUUCAGAAAGUCAUGUAUACUGUAAAACCUGUGACUGUGUUAGAAUACUGCUUCGCAAUGUUUAAACUGAAUGUAGUAAACAAAUACUUGGAUACCUUUGUUACUGAUCAGGACAAAAAGGACAUCACAGUUUUCAUUGUAAAGGAAAGAAAAAAGGAAUCAAAAGAAACGUUGAAUUUUAUUGGACGUGCUUCGGAAAAUAAUGUAAAGAUACGAGACUUGGCGGCGAUAUAUGACAUACUUGGAAGAACUUGUAUGAUGAUUAACAAAGCGUACAAUUUUAGUCUACUGAUGAUUCUGACCAACUCGUUGGCGUUUAUACUGAUAACAUUUUGGCAGGCGCUUUCCUUCUACCAAUCUCAGGAAAUGGAUUCAAGUGAUUUGAUUUACAUGGCAGUUUGGUGCAUAAGUACAAUAUCCAACCUCAUCGCACUAGCGUUCGGCUGUGAAAGAUUGCUGCGAGCACGAAAUAAGACAAGGAUUCUGGUCAACAAGAUAGUAAUGGACUAUGAUCUCCCCAGGAGUAUGAGAGUGCAAGCCAAAGCGUUCAUGGAACUUGUGGAAGUCUGGCCAUUACAUAUUUACAUAUACGAUAUGUUUACUGUCGAUAUCACGUUAAUCUUGAAGUUUAUUAGUGUAGCCACGACCUAUUUAAUAGUCAUCAUUCAAAUAUCUCAUCUAAUUUAA
Helicoverpa armigera (cotton bollworm) is the source of this 771-nucleotide messenger RNA. RefSeq lists its product as uncharacterized. The coding region runs from base 1 to 771 and encodes 256 amino acids. The record is from RefSeq and is a predicted model, not a curated record. NCBI's taxonomy places the organism in Eukaryota, Metazoa, Arthropoda, Insecta, Lepidoptera, Noctuidae. Gene Ontology annotation, cellular component: dendrite; membrane; neuronal cell body. The transcript has 2 exons. Gene Ontology annotation, biological process: chemosensory behavior; sensory perception of taste; male courtship behavior.